Vitrella brassicaformis is the source of this 1036-nucleotide messenger RNA. Lineage: Eukaryota; Vitrellaceae. The record is from the annotation of a GenBank genome assembly.
CUCGACGAUUGCUUUGAUCUCCCACUCAUUCCGCGUGAUGUUCACGUGAGAGUAGCUCGGGUUCUCCAGCAUGAGUGUCGAAGGAGAGCCGAAGCGUCCCCGCAAGGCGGCGACUCGGCCGCUGCAAAUGAGAACACACCGGUAAGCAUCAAUCGAGAAGCGAACUCAAGCAGGCCAGAGAGCAAACACAGCACGACAAGCGAACGCAUUCACUCGAAAGAGCGCACACACGUCCAUUCAUCGUGGUGAUUGUGUGUGUGUGUUGCAGCCCAUCAGCGAGGCUUUGGUUCGUCUGGAGGAGCGCAUCGCAUCGCUGCACACACACAUAGAUCAGGCACGUGGCGCAUGAGAGGCCAAAUGGCCUCACUGCUGCUGUGCUCUCAUCCACUGUGUGUGAUGCCUGCAGGUCACACGAGAGGCUGCCGGUGUGCAGCAGCUCUUCAGCACCACAGUCGCCGCACAGGUCAUCCACACACACACGAGAGUACUGCAGCCAUCACUCUCUCUCUGGUUGUCUGUGUGUUUGGUGCAGACGCCAUUUCUCGGCGAUAAGUGGCUCAGCGUCUUCGCCGCUCUCUCGUCGGCUAAAGAUGCGCUGCAUGACGUCGAGGAUGGCGUCAAGGGCACCAUUCGGCCCAUCGGCUGGGCCAAGCCGUCCCCGCCCGCCGACUCGGCCGACGGCCUGCCACCUGAUGUCUGCCGCGACGUCAUCUACCCGUGCCUGGCCAUCAAUGAGGCCGUCUGCUCGGCCCGCCCCAUCAGCAGGGCACACGGCAGCCAACUCGUCAAUGAGGCCUUCGUGCAGCGCCGCAUCGCCAAACACCUCAGCCGCCACUCGCUGACCGGCCUCAUCGACGUGCACCGGACGGCAGCAGACACAGCCAAUGCCGCGGCGCCCACCCCUGCCCCUCCGACCACCAGCAGCAGCAGCAGUGACGCACCGGCCCCUGCAGCUGCUGCUGGUGGCCCUCAUGUGUCGCACUUCGGUUAUCUGUCCCAGUGCUGCUAUGCACUGGAGCAUGGCGGGGCGGUGUGA